Pelecanus crispus (Dalmatian pelican) is the source of this 1209-nucleotide messenger RNA. The record is from RefSeq and is a predicted model, not a curated record. Lineage: Eukaryota; Metazoa; Chordata; Aves; Pelecaniformes; Pelecanidae.
AUGACCGUGGCUAAAACGCUUUCGUACACGGACGACACGGCCAUGAGCAGGUCGGUGGUGCAGUCCCUGCUAGCCAAGCGAGAGUUUGAUGAAGUUGAUAUGGCCAAGAGGUUUGCUGAGGAGUACAAGAAGGAACCCAACCGGGGCUAUGGGAUGGCUGUCGUCAACGUCUUCAAGAAGCUCCUGAGCCCCAAGUGCAAUGAUGUGUUCGAACCAGCACGAGCCCAGUUUAAUGGGAAAGGCUCCUACGGCAAUGGCGGUGCCAUGAGGGUGGCAGGCAUCUCGCUCGUGUAUUCUGAUGUCCAGGAUGUUAAGAAGUUUGCGAAGCUGAGUGCUGAGUUAACCCAUGCCAACUCCCUGGGCUACAACGGGGCCAUCCUGCAGGCCCUGGCCGUGCAUCUCGCCCUGCAGGGCGAGCUCAGCAAGGAGACCUUCCUGGAGCAGCUCAUCAGCCACAUGGAAGAUGUAGAGGCAGACGAUAAGUCUCUUACUGACGCCCGAGCGCUGGGAUUUGAGGAUUUACCAUUUUCAAGGCGUCUGAAGAAAAUAAAGGAAUUUUUGGAGCUCAGCAGCGUUCCCAAAGCAGAUGUAUUGUUUGAAUUAGGCAAUGGCAUUGCUGCUUUGCGGUCUGUCCCUACUGCAAUUUACUCCUUCUUGCGCUGUAUGGAAGCCGACCCAGAUAUUCCUGACCACUACAGCAGCCUGCAGAGAACCAUCAUCUACUGUAUCUCCCUGGGUGGAGACACAGACACCAUUGCUACCAUGGCGGGAGCCAUUGCAGGGGCUUAUUAUGGGGAGGAACAGAUACCCCCAAGUUGGGAGCAGAGCUGUGAGGCUUUUCAAGAGACACAGAAGCUGGCAAACAGCUUGUAUGAACUCUACUGCCAGCGGCUCUGAGCUCCGAGGGGAGUGUGUUUUCUGAAGGCAAAGCGGGUGGUCACCUCUGCUUUUCUGGUCAGAAAUGCGGUGGUGGAUCCGUGCCAUCUGCAGACACCAGUGAGCCUCCACCCGAGAAAGACGCCCGCUGCUGUGAUUGAGAGCUGGAGGCACGAGCUGGUUUGGAAGAGAGGGGACAUUCCCCUCAGUUACAGUUCGGCUGGGAAGUGGCUGGAUGUGGUGCCUUGGACAGUGGGUGCAUCUCCUCUGAAGUGUACAGGAGCAUUUGUCUUUCAUAAGGUUUCUGCUUCUUUGUCCCACCCUUAUGCCGUU